UUGGCAUAAAUGACAGCAUAGUCUAUGUAUAGUUAAUAGUGGUGACCUGGCCAGUGGCACUGUUUGCACAAAACCGCACUACCUCAAGCAAAGUGGCUAAGAAAAGCUGGAUCGGUUUGCAUCGGAUUAGCUGUGACCCCUCUUCCCGAAUCAAUCAAAAUACAUCUAUGAAGAUCCAGUACAAGGAGACUUGUUUUACUUCUCAGGCUUAUAAAGGGUAAAUUAUUUGUUAUACCUUGUUAUCAUUUGCAUUUAAUGUGUUUGAAAUAUGAUUUGACUAAACCAUCUAACGGAACUGAUCUGUGUUUAAUAGGAUUUCAAUUUUCUUGCUCUUGAUUUUAGAAGUUCAAGAGCAUUAUAGAAUGGCCCUCACAACUUUAAACCGGUUAAAUCUAACUAUCACUUGGCAUCUUAAGCGUUAUCCUGAUGUUAUUCAGAGCAUCAGAUCUAGUUAAGUCUGUAAAAACGUUUUCACAUUUAAUCAUAAAUAUUCUUUACAGGACCAUCAGGACUGCUCAAAUAUCAACAAACACAGGUGUUUAAAUACUCCUGGAGGAAAAUGAUUUCUCAUUAAUCUUGCUGCAUGGCUGGAGUAAGAUAAAAGCUUUUGGAAGAACAGCUUUGGAUACCUUUGCAAUGACUGAGUGGACACAUUUUAAAUACAUAUGAAACCCAUAAGAUGAAGACCCCCCCCCCCCCGUUGGAAAAUUAACUGAACAUUACCGGUUUGCUUAAGUUUAUCCUCAAGGAGAAACAAUGCACCUAACUUCUGAAAAUCCUUAGUUCAGUGUCCUGGCAACACCUAUGCAAAUAGUCUAUGAAACGUGUGCUUUAGAAAGUAACUCUUUUAGUAACAGAACAUGUGCUUCUCUGUCUUCUCUCUGCCUCCACCCCAGGACCAAUUUAUAAACGGGGCUGGCUAACAGCCCCGCAAUAAUGACCGUGGAAUGAGGCAAACCUCCCACUGUAGCAUAAGGAGAAAUAGAAGAAUUUCCAUAUGCUUUCUCUUCAUUUCUGGAUGGCUGGGGGUCGGGCUGCAGCUGCUGCCCUUGCUGCUACUUCUGUUACCAACGGCAUUCAGACUGACAGCUUUCAGUGCCAAACCAACAACUGUACUCAGGAGCUCCUGAACAAGACAGUGGCAGCGGCAGCAGGAACAGCAGUGGCAGCCAUCUCCACCCCAGCCCGGCCGGGACACACUCUUGGGUCCACCGCUACCACUGAACAGCGAGGAGCGAAGCUGGGAACUACCCUGCAGGAGACACGUGUGUGUCCGCUGGCUUUGCAGUCCCGGGUCCAUAUCUCUGCCUAUUCCCUUCAUCCUCGGCCACAUGCUGACGGGAUAAGCAUGGAAGCCCUCUCAAAGUCGCCCGGCGAGCGAGCCACUAGCCACAGUAAAGGGGGAGCGGGAGCGAAGGACAGCAGGAUGAAAAGCCGCCCUGCAGAGCCAUUCACCACAAUCACUUCCAAGGAAUCGACCUACGUGGAGAUUCAGGAUUUCCCCCGAGGGAGGGAAGCCAGUCCCCAGACCCUAAAGCUGACUUUGGCAGGGAGCGGAGGAAAAGUGGCCUUUCUCAGCCCUAAAAUCGGAGCUUGUGAGAUCAGCGCUGUUAGCUGCUCGGCUCACAACGCGCUGGCAGCGACAAGUGGAAAUCCAGCAUCCUUGACCCGUGACUCUAAACCAGAGGCCAGCCCAGGAUCCCUUGGGAGGAAGAGUAAUGAGGCGGGGAGGUGCAGGGCUGGCUCCAACUCGGGCGGAUCUAAUGAAAACACUUCGUCUGGACUCCCCAACACGCAGCUUUACCCGAGCGGCUGCCCGGAGUCGUCAUCCUCUUGCCCAUCCCCGGUGAACAAGGCAAGCGCGUUCCCCAAAACGGACGACACCGCAACCGAGGGCAAAACCUCCUCCUCUUCCUUUGGGUACGAAAGCGACGAUGACGAGGAUGCGGACUGCAAAGCAAGAGGGGGGAGCCGGGGGGCUUCCCAGCCCACCGACUGCAGCGAGACCAGCCCUGCUAACGAUGAGGCGCAUUACAUUACCACGCACGAAAUCCAGCUCAGCGAGGUGGACCACGACAUGGACUUUGACUUUGGCCUGGCCUCCAGGUGGGACUUUGAAGACAACAAUGUGAUCUACUCCUUCGUGGAUUACGCCUCCUUUGGGAGCGACGAGACCCUCGGGGACACGCAGACGGAGGAGGACAAUAGCUGUUAUCUCAGCACGACCAGCGAUGCCAAUAACCAGACGGACAGCAUCGAUAAUACCAGCAGUACGGAGAUAGUCAGCAUUAACUCUGAAAACGAUACCCCCAGCACAGACAAAUGCGCCAGCUCGGAAGAAAGCCAGCCCAAGAACCCCGGCCACAUGAGUGAGAACCCAGCUGCAAGCCACAUUCUCCUAUCAAUCAAACCGACUUCCCGGGCUAUAAAUGAGCUUAGCAACCUGCAUGAGAAGCAAAACAUUAUUUACGCUGCCAAGCAUGAAGGCGACAUGAGCCUCCGUGUCUCCACAGCUCCCGAACGCAAAGCCAGUUUCAAACAAGACGCGAUUCAUGACCAGGCAAAAAAAUUUAUCGCUGUCCCCGCGCGUUUGCAAACCCAGUGUGGAGCCAUAAGGGCGAAGGAAGUGGGAGGAUAUGCCAGCGGUGCCUCCAGCGCGGUCAGCGAGCUGGAUGAUGCGGAUAAAGAAGUGCGAAACCUGACGGCCCGAGCUUUCCGGAGCUUGGCUUACCCCUACUUUGACACGCUGAACUUCAGCUCCAGGGAGUCCUCCGCGUCCCUUUCGGAUCAGGCGCUGGGGAUCAACCGAUGGUCCACCUAUUUAGACCUGAAGUGCGGCAAUCUCGGGCAGAAACCGGAGCAGAACCUGUUAAAGAGCAGCGCCGAACCUACCGGAUGGCACAGAAGCGCUGGAGCGAAGACAUGCAGUGACCAGUUCUACAUUCGCUCCAACAAAUCGCAGACAAAAGCCCUAGAGUUCGUGGUCAGCAAGCUCGAUGGGGAAAUAACCCACGUGGAAACGCCAGCGUGCUUCGAGAAGCGGAUCCAGUCGGGCUCCCGGGUUGUAACUUUAUUGGAGACGUUGAAUUUUAGCAGCAAUGUUAAUGCUGGUGUCCCCAGACCCGCGAAACGUCUUGGACAUGCUGCCGCAGGGGCAGGUUGCGCAGACGAGAUUCCGGAAACGCUGCCCAGGGAGCUGGGCCAGGAGGCCAGCAAACAAACCGGGCUGGCCGCGGCAGAAGUCCCGGAGGGCACCUCGAAUAAAUCGAAAUUCGCCUCCAGUCUCCUCAAGAAUGUCAUCUCGAAGAAAAUGCAGCGGGAGCACGAGUUCAAAAUGGAGAGGGGAGAGAUCACAGACACUUCGUACAAGGGGCUGGCCGCGUCCUUGCCUGGCAAGGAGCAGGAGGGCUCGGCCAGGGAGAAGCUGAAAGAUGGGGGCAUGCAGCGGCAGAACUCCAGGUAUUCCGAGGGCAGCUCUGACUACACGAUUGUGACCGCAGAGGACCCGGGGGACUUUUCUGACAGCAAGUCGCCGACCUCCAAGGCGUCUACCCCUCGCCUAGACCGACCUCUGUCGGAAACGCGCCUGGAGGACGUGUGCGAAAUUAAGAAGAGCGCCUCGGAGGCCAUCAAAGCGACCUUCCUCCGCAGCCAGAACAGCGCGUUCAGGUCCUGGAAAGAGAGAGAGGCAGAGAAGAAGAAAGAAGAGCGAGCUCCCAUCGGGAAACUUCAGUUCUCCUCCGCCAAGUACGACUGGCGGGCCGAUCUGGGUGAGAUCUCAACCAGCAAGUGCACUAAAAUGUCUCGUCUCUUCGUCCCAAACAUUCAGCGCACCCCCACGGGGAAGCAGCCUGGCACGCAGGUGACAAAAUACUCCACAGCCACCUAUGCGGCUCGGGCUGGCACCCCCGUAAAGCCCAGAGCCCCCGAGAUCAAGAUCAGCCUGGGCAGCGUGCAGCCAAGCAAGGAUCACCCCUUUGACAUCGCUAAGCUGCUCACCCCCAAACUAGCCGCGACCGCACCGACCCUUCUCAAGGCAGCGGAGGAGCCCCGAGGCCAGGCGCAGAAGGCAUUCAAAGCGGACGGCCUGGACAAGGUGCCGCAAUUCCUGGUGCGCGAUAUAAGAGAAAACAAGCCUAAAGCCCCCGGGCCCAUUCACCAGGUAAGAGACGUCAGGAAACUGAUCAAGAGCUCGUACGGCCACGACUCGGGCGAUACCAACAGCGACAGGAGCAGCGCGCUCUCCGACCAGGGCAGCGCUGAGCAGAAACCGAGGCAGCUGGCCAUAGCGGGGAUCCCCAGGGCUCUGUCUCCCAUGGUGAUAACCUGCCAGGCGGUCAGUAACAGCAGGGAGGACAAGGGGCCGGGCGAGGCGGGGGGCAAGGUGCUGCCUGCCACGGCAGAGGGGACAAUCCUGGUGCACAGGACCUCCGGGAGGCUGCCCGUGGCCACCAUCGCCCCCAACAAGAGCGACCGCCGCUUGCCCGCCGUACUGAAAAUCGUGUCCAAAGCCUCCGCACCCUGGCGGCGGCAGCAGCCGCCGCCCGCACCCGCUCCCGCUGAGAAAGGCAAGGGGGCGGACGAGGAGCCGCCCAGCCGCAACGCGCUAGAGAAGCUGACGGCUGCGGUGCGCAGCAUGGAGGAGCUGUACAGCUUCAGCAAGCACGAGUGGAAGCGCAAGAGCGACCCGCGGCCCAUCACCGACAGCCACGUGCUCUCCCUCAUCGCCAGCCAGGAGCGCGGGGCCGCGGGGCCAGCCGAGGCCAGGAGCGCGGCCCCGCCCCCGCCAGCCCCCGAGCGCCAGCCCCGCCCGGGUUCUGGCCCCAAGUCCGACAAGGUCUCGGCCAGGGCGGCCGCGUUCGAGAGCCUGGCGCGGGAACGGCCCCGACCCCUGCCCGGGCCCCGGGGGGAGGCGGGCGCGGCGCACAGAGCCCCCGGCCCGCAGCCGCCACGAAGCAGCGUCUUCACCAUCAGCUCCGCGCAGAAGGCGGCGGCGGCCGCCCCGGCCAAGCUCCCCGCCGCAGCCUCGCCGCUCCGCAGCCUGAAGGGCCAGGCCGGGCCGGGCCCGCGCUCCCUCAAGCUCCCCGCGGCCGCCGCCGAAGGGAAGGGGCCUGGUGAAGCCGAGAAGGGCGCGGCCGGGCCCGACUGCGGGGACUACCUGGCCAUGCCGCUCAAGGAGCCGCCGGCCGCGGGAGGAGGCGGCGGCCACCCGGGCCCGCUCUCGGCCUCGGCGGCCGCCGCCGCCCUCCAGGCCAUCAGCGCCGCCAAGAGCCGGGGCAGCCUCAGCCCCAAGCAGCCCAGCCCCGCCGCCCCGCCCGCGGCCGCCCCGGAGCUGCCGCCCGCCGCCAUCUAUCAUCAGCCGCUGCCGAUGGCCGCCCUGCACGGCGCGCAGCCCCCGCCGCUGCUCUGCUUCUCGCCGCCCUCGGCCGCCGAGCCCUUCCCGCCGACGCAGCGCAAGGUGCUGCUGGACCUGAGCACUGGCCAGUACUACCUGGUGGACGCGCCUGUGCAGCAGCCCCUCAAGAAGAGGCUCUUUGACCCCGAGACCGGGCAGUACGUGGAGGUGCCCAUGCCCCAGCAGCCGGCCAUGGCCCCGAUGCCGCUCCCCAUCUCCCCGCUGGCGCUCAACGCGGGGCCGUAUGGCGCCACCUACAUGAUCUACCCUGGCUUCCUACCCACCACCAUGCUGCCAGCUACUGCCCUGCAGCCCCAGCUCUCCCUCCCGGGCAGCGACGUCAGCGCCCCUGCCGGGACCAGCAGCCCAGGGGCAGCACUGCGGGGAGGAGGAGGAGAGGCCACUUUUGUGGAAAGUCCUUAUUAUAUCGCCACGGGCAAAUCCCAGUCGUCAGCCGCCACUGCCCAGCUCAGGGCGGCAGAGGGGAAGCCGGUCAUCAGCAUCACAUCUCAGCAAAUGGGGCCAAGGCUAAUUGCCCCGCCCUCCUUUGAUGGUACCACCAUGAGGUUCGUGGUGGAGCACAGAUGAUAAACCAAGGAGGCUACUGGAACAAGGAAGAAGAUUUAUCCUCCUCCUUUAAUAUGAAACAUGGUAACACUAAGCAUUCAUCCUUAAAAACUGCUUCCACAGUUUUCUCAUUUUUUGCUUCAUACAAAACAAGUGUGCACAAAUUGAAAUUAUCCUCAGGAUGAAAUGCACUGCACGUAUACAGGUAGUGAGUGAUUUAACAUAUGCUGUUCUCAUUUACCUGCAUCAUUGUGGAAAUCAGGUGAAAGAAAUAAUGUUUUACCACUUUAAGAACUCUGAAGUGCACAACUAGAAUAUAUAGCAUGUAAAGUUCAUCCUUGUGUUCCUCAAUAAUGUUGCCUAGAUUUAUAAGUUUUACAUUUUUAUCAGAAUUUUACUUUUCUGUUCAGGUGUCUUUUAAAGAAAAUGAAUGCAUCUUUGCCGUUUUCAUGAAUGAUAAUGAUAAAAGUCUAUAUAUGUUAUAAAUAGGAUUUCUGUGUUAUAUGAAACAGACAGUACUUCAGACUGCAGGACAGUAUAGCUACCAAAGUAGAUUGACCAUAGUCACACAAAUAUAUGUAUGGUACACACACUAUAAUACUAGCAUCUGCAUUUAAAAAUAUUAGCGACAUCAUACCUUUUUCUAUAACGGUGCUCAGAGAGGAGUUUCACAUUACAGUUUACAAGAUGUAGGUUUGCACACACAAACUCUCAGGGUUUACAGUUUUGCCCAGUGUACUUGAAAGAAAAAAAAUGGUGCCCUGUAUUUCAAAAAAUAUUUGUAGUAAAUGUUUUUGUUAAACUACCUGUAAAAAAUGAAAGCAAUAACAUGAAGCAGUAUCAACAAUUAUCUGUUUUCUCAGGGGAAAUCUCUUCAAUAGAAUGUUUGACAUUAGGAUUGAAACAGUGUUUGCUUAAUUUUGUCUGUUAAUAUUAAACAGACUACAUGUUUGCAUAAAGUGUCAGUUAUGCAAGGUGUUGUGUGCUUUGGUCCUGAUCCAGCAAAGCGCUUGAGUAUGUCUUUACCCUAAGCACUUGAGUAGCCCCACUGACAUGUUUAAUUAAGCAUGUGCUUUGGUGCUUUGCCUUGUUGGAGCCAGAACUCUCAGCAUCCUGCAAGAUGGAGCCCUAGGUCCUUCACAUUAUGUGUAUACAAAUAGUACUCCAGGUUUGAGUCUGACAUGAAAUGUGCAGGCAUACAUUGCUUUAUGGUGCUUAUGCGUGCUUACCCAGUGGUGAAUUUGUCAAGUUAACGUAGUCAUGUGUAACCACAUAUCUUAGAUUAGAAUCAAGCCCUCUGUGUCAGGUUCACAAGCUGUUAGUAUUGUAUGUUUCAUAUUGUGGUCAUAGUACCUUAGGGUGAAAUUCACCCGUCUGUAGAGAAUCAGCACAAAACCCAGGCACUGCUCAAGUUCCAUGUAAGCCUUGUGGGCCUGAUCCAAAGUCCUCUGAAGUCAACAUAAAGAGUCCUGUUGAUUGCAGUGGAUUUUGAAUCACAUCCUGCUUGAAGGCUUAAAUGAGACUUGAGCGGUCCUUGUGUUAAUAUGCAGUGCAGGAGGGUGAAUUUCACUCUUUUUAGAAUUAUUGGUACAUACUCACUUCGGUGAAUAAUUUUAAAGGUAUAUUUAUGGGUUGUGUGUUUAUUCCCAUCUGCAUUUGAAGAUGAGUUUACUAUGUAGUGGUGAUGGCCAGAGUGUCAUUCCUUUUCGUAGAAGUUACCAUAAACUUGUGGCUACCUGAGAAUUCAUACAGUACUUUAAAACAUGCUUGAUGUGGAAGAUGAUCUUUUUUUUUUUUUUGGCGGGGUGGGGGGACGCAUCAGUAUUAAGGCAUUGAACAGCGCAAAUAUGAAAUAAAGACAAUGAUUGUUAAAGAGAAUGUGAGUGGUAUGUUUGAUUAGAGCAUAGUGGAUUACAUUGUAAAUGGUAAAGGCAGAGUGUUAUGAAGGAUUUGUAAUGACAAUGUAUUAUUGCCAGUGGAAAAAGGGAAGAUAUAUACAUGGAGAGAAUUUGACUCUUUAAAUUGCUUUCAACCUAGACAACAUUUUGGCAAGUUCCUAGCUGAAGUCUGAAGUGAUCACAUUACAGAAUGCUGUGAGCUUGGAAUUUAAGGACAAAAACUACAGCAAAAAAGCUCUGAGAAUUGCACUAACUGUGUGUUGCACAAGGCAACAAUUUAAUUAGAUGUGAAUCAUGUGAGAAUGGACUGUUUUAAACCAUUGAAUACCGAAGUUUGUAAUUCAUUGGCAAAUAUCUGCAUAUGUUUUUUUUGAAUGUUAUGACAAAUGAAAUGUAUUUUUCAGUAAAAGACACAUUGCAAACAA
Messenger RNA from Gopherus flavomarginatus (Mexican gopher tortoise), 8285 nucleotides. RefSeq names its product chromosome 3 C4orf54 homolog (gene C3H4orf54). The record is from RefSeq and is a predicted model, not a curated record. Lineage: Eukaryota; Metazoa; Chordata; Testudines; Testudinidae.